AUGGCUUUGCGAUACUUCGUGUUGUCGUCUUUGGCUUUCGCAAUUCUUGCCUAUCAGACCUCACACCCUUCCUAUGAGCAUGGGCACGAGCCUGAUGUGCCAGAAUGUGCUGCCAACACAACCAAACUAUGGUGUCUCAACGACGACCAUUAUCCCACCUACGAGAUCAACCACGCAGUCGAACUGUCUGUAUACCGACCAAACAUCCUGGAAGACGAAAUUUACUUGUGCCCAUCAGAGACCGCUUACAUCAGGCCAUUUCGUGCACGGAACACUGAGGGAAAGUGGCAUGUCGUUGUAAAUAAUAUCGAUGUCCAUUAUCAGACUUUCACUGAGACUACACGCAUCGAAGAGUGUCUCACUUCCGCCGAUGCAUAUCCUCUGAUGCCUGACUGCUACGAGUCCAAGUGUCUGCAGAAGUCAAUCUACCACCGCUUCCUUGUCUACGACCCUUAUGAUCAGUACUUCCCCUUCGCCAUCGAGACAUUCAAGCUUCCCGCCAGUUGUGCUUGUCUGUUGGGUACCUACACCCUUGAUCAUUAA
Molecule: messenger RNA, 543 nt
Organism: Penaeus chinensis
Lineage: Eukaryota; Metazoa; Arthropoda; Malacostraca; Decapoda; Penaeidae
Product: neurotrophin 1-like
Exons: 3
Coding region: 1-543 (180 amino acids)
Biological process (GO): innate immune response; regulation of Toll signaling pathway; central nervous system formation
Cellular component (GO): extracellular region
Molecular function (GO): growth factor activity; Toll binding
Source: RefSeq, a predicted model, not a curated record